AUGAAUAACAAAUUAAUUCAACCAGAUAAUAAUCUCUUUAAUCUGAAUAAUAAAGAGAAAACAAAUGAACAACUUAAUAGUAAAACAAUGAAUAAAGACUUACAACAAGGAGAUCAAUUACACCCUUCAUAUUAUGGAAAUCAUACACACUAUCAACAUCCACAUGAUUAUCCACAACAUUCUAAAAAUUUUAAUUUAUCAAAUGCUUUUAAAAAAGAUAAUUUUGAUAAAAAUGAAAAAGGAAGUUCUUAUCGAUGUCGUUUAUACAGAAAUAUCAUUUUGAUAGCAGCAUUCAUAGGGUUGCCUGUUUGUAUUCAUAAAUCAUACGAACCUUUUCAUGUCUCAGGUGGGAUAUUAAAAACAUGGAAAGAUGAUAAAAAAGGAUUUAUAAUAUUUUGGUCUUUAUUCUUAAUAGAUUUAAUAGAACUUAUUUAUUGUAUUUAUUAUUGUUUAACGGAUAAAAAAAGUAAUAAAGAUAAUUAUUCUGAUAAUAAUCAAGGUAUUAAUAAUGUUUAA
Hepatospora eriocheir is the source of this 516-nucleotide messenger RNA. Lineage: Eukaryota; Fungi; Microsporidia; Hepatosporidae. The record is from the annotation of a GenBank genome assembly.